AACUCUCGGUAACACUAACAGCACGUCUAUAGCGCCCCGUGUUGCAUCCAACCCUUCAAAUGAGCUUUUCUUGUUCAUAACCAGCACACUCUUCUGUGUCUUGUGAGAGUGAUAUACUCCAUUGCGCAAUCCUGGAGACGCAAGCUUAAGCGGUUCUGUUCUGUGAAUGGUCGGAUUUGCUGCGUUACCGACCUCUGAAGUGGGCGGGGAGGGUGACUCUCAGAGUCAGUUAGUCGGCGUGGCCAGGAUAUUGGGCCCGAAAUGGGUCCAGUCACCAGUCUUGACGGUUGGGCUGCUUGGGGUGCAGGUGCUGUGGUCGGUUGAGAUGUCUUACGCAUCACCGUAUCUACUGUCCUUAGGAUUGAAGAAGUCAUUGAUGGCCAUCGUCUUUCUGGCGGGCCCAUUGUCUGGUCUCAUAGUGCAGCCCUUGAUAGGUGCCCUCGCGGACAGGUCUCGUUCUCGCUUUGGCAGACGGAGGCCGUACAUGCUCGCCGGCACUGCGAUAUGCGUGUUCGGUGUGCUGUUACUUGGCUUUACUCGGGAGUUUGCAUCGAUAUUCACCGCGCGGGCCUCUUAUGCUAAUGAUGUGUUGACGAUAUGGUUAGCCAUAUGGGCGAUUUAUUGCAUAGACUUUGCCGUCAACGCAGUGCAGGCUGUGGACCGUGCGCUCAUAGUCGAUACGCUGCCAACCAACGAGCAAGCCAGCGGCAAUGCAUGGGCAGCGCGCAUGUUGGGUAUCGGAAGCGUCGCAGGGUUCUUCGUAGGCAAUGUCGACCUCACACAAGUAUUCUUCAUGUUCGGCAAGACCGAGUUGCAGGUCUUGGCGGUCAUCGCUUCUCUCCUUCUCGUCACGACACAUUCUGCCACGGCCUACUGCGUGACAGAAAGAGUGUUGGUGAAUUCUUCCAAAACACCCAAAAAGGGACUUAGUGCGGAGAUGAAGAUCCUAUGGAACAACCUGCUUAAAUUGCCUCGUGUGAUCCGGCAAAUAUGUCUAAUUCAAUUCUUUGCAUGGCUAGGCUGGUUCCCCAUCCUCUUCUACACGACUGUCUACAUCGGCGAGCUGCACAAGCGCGCGUCGCCCACGCCGACGGACGACGACGCGGCCGCGGCGCUCGACGCCGAGGGCACACGCCUUGGGACGCGCGCAAUGCUGUGCAAUGCAGUCGUCGCCCUCGUCACGACGUUCGUCAUGCCGCUCUUCGUGCUGCGGGACGAGGACCGGCGGCGUGGGCUCCUGGCGCCAGCCAAGGGGUGGAGUAAUAGGCGGAAGAUGCACUUGGCGACGCUGUGGGCCGCCAGCCACCUCCUGUUCGCGCUCUGCAUGGCAGCCACUCUGUUUACGUCCAGUGUAUUUGGGGCGACGCUUCUCAUGGCCGUGGUCGGGUUCUCGUGGGCGAUCACCCAAUGGGCGCCCUUCUCGCUGCUCGGAGAAGCCAUUCAUUCCGGUUCGCCGCCAGCGGGAGAAGACGCGGCCUCUAUUCAUCUGUCCGACACGAGGUCCAGGACCAAUGUUCGUGACGACAAUGACGAGGCGCGGCAGUUCCUCGUUGUAGAUGAGGACGAUAUCUUAGAUGCGUCCAGUGACGGUAUAGCGUCGACCAGAACGUCCCUCGAUGACGUCCAUGAAAACAUCAGACCGAGGGCGUCGCCGCUCAUGCAGCAGGCCGGCGCGCGGGUCAGCAUGGCCAACAUAGGCGUUGUGGGGGACGAUGAGGGAGGGGGCGAGGCUUCGGACAAAGGCAAUGAUGAUCUCAUGUCCAAAGCCGGAGUCAUUCUGGGGAUACACAACAUCUUCAUCGUCGUCCCGCAGUUCCUCGUCACGGGCCUGUCAUCGAUAAUCUUCGCGAUCUUCGAGCCCGACAAGUCUGUCCUGCACGGCCACCAUCCCGGGAACACGACUCCUAACUCGGGCAAUCUGACGGAGCUCGCAAUUGAGUCCAGCAAUAGCACCAGCUCCGUCAUAUCAUUCGGGAGAGCGAGUGAGCAGGUUACCGAUAGCGACGGUCCGAACUCGGUCGCGAUUAUUUUCCGGUUGGGGGGAGUGUCCGCCGCUGUUGCAUUUGUCCUUUGUCUUCGACUGUCCAGAGAAAUGCGCCGUAAAACAUGA
Gloeophyllum trabeum ATCC 11539 is the source of this 2110-nucleotide messenger RNA. Its product is annotated as MFS general substrate transporter. Gene Ontology annotation, molecular function: sucrose:proton symporter activity. Gene Ontology annotation, cellular component: membrane. The record is from RefSeq and is a predicted model, not a curated record. Bases 167 to 2110 code for a protein of 647 amino acids. NCBI's taxonomy places the organism in Eukaryota, Fungi, Basidiomycota, Agaricomycetes, Gloeophyllales, Gloeophyllaceae. The transcript has 13 exons.